Messenger RNA from Postia placenta MAD-698-R-SB12, 1212 nucleotides. RefSeq lists its product as hypothetical. The record is from RefSeq and is a predicted model, not a curated record. Bases 1 to 1212 code for a protein of 403 amino acids. The transcript has 10 exons. NCBI's taxonomy places the organism in Eukaryota, Fungi, Basidiomycota, Agaricomycetes, Polyporales, Adustoporiaceae.
AUGCCUUCUUUAAACUUCGCUCAUGCAGAGGGCAUUUAUUCUCUCGCUGGAGCAAUAAUAUUCGCUGUAGCAUAUUUGCCUCUUCUUCUGACGUUCCUUUACAGAAGCAUUCGUCUCCCGACUUUCGUACACUUCAUCCUGACACUGUUCUGCUCCGUCCGCACUAUUGCCUUUAUCCUCCGUGCGGUGCUCGCCGGCUCGUCCCUAGCCGCGCAAAACAAGAACUUGGUCAUCGCAGAACAAGUCAUCUAUAGCGUGUCCUUCUCCGGUAUGCUCUACUCGGCCUACACGCUUGUCCUCGAUCGCGAGGCAAUGGUGGAAGUAGCAACCCUCAUACAAAAUAACGUCCCGGGGCCUCUCAAAAUCGUGUUCAGACUUUUGCGGAUGCGGAUGCUCAUACGCCUCAUACUGGUUUUGGCGAUCGUCCUUGGUAUUAUCGGCGCGGUCGAUUCGGAGACUACCACCAGCUCCUCCAAGUACAACAAGGGAAUUAAGCUCCGCAGUGACAGCGUAUAUAUCUUCCUCACCGUCGUUUGUGCGCUGAACGUCAAUACAUUCAUGUUCAGCGCAGCCACUAUCAUGGGUUACUCUCAGAAGCCUCCUGGAAUACAACCAGUAGGACUACGUAGGAUCAGCACGACCUACGGCAUUUUUAUCCUUCUGGCCAUCGCCAUCUUGCUUCUCACUCGCGAGGCAUUUUAUGCAGGGACCGAGAGCGAUCUCUCCAAGCAAAACGACGAGAAAUUGUGGUAUCCACUCUCAGCGCUUACUGAAUAUGUUGCUGCGGUGUUGUUCUUGAUCCCGGGCCUGCCCCAUGGCGCCAAAGGAGAUACAUGCGCGGGAACACACCAACUGAAAGCAGGCAGAAGCCUCGAGGAAAGUGGUAAAGAUGUCAACAACAGCUAUGUGUGGAAGAUUGUGAAUGUGGUAUAUGCCGAUGAAGACCGUAUACACUUGCUUUCGUCCGACAUGGUGUUCACCGUGUCGGACGAUGCAAAUGACCGUCAGGACUACGGCGCGCCCAAGGCUGCCACGAAAAUACGAUCAGAGUCUGCCCAGAGAAAGGCUGUCGGCACACUUACUGGGCCUGCUCAAGAGAUGCUGGGUAUCGGGGUAUCUAUGACAUUCUGCGCAUCUCUUGACUGCAAUAUGAACGAAGCAUCACUAAGGACUCCAAAGGGCUGCCGGAACGAGCUGCAGGCAUAUAUCUAG